Messenger RNA from Gopherus evgoodei (Goodes thornscrub tortoise), 4302 nucleotides. RefSeq names its product SWI/SNF related, matrix associated, actin dependent regulator of chromatin subfamily c member 2 (gene SMARCC2). The record is from RefSeq and is a predicted model, not a curated record. Gene Ontology annotation, cellular component: SWI/SNF complex; npBAF complex; nBAF complex. Lineage: Eukaryota; Metazoa; Chordata; Testudines; Testudinidae. The transcript is spliced from 29 exons. Bases 21 to 3899 code for a protein of 1292 amino acids. Gene Ontology annotation, biological process: positive regulation of DNA-templated transcription. Gene Ontology annotation, molecular function: histone binding; nucleosomal DNA binding.
GGGGCGCGGCGCGCGGGAAGAUGGCGGUGCGGAAGAAGGACGGCGGCCCCAACGUCAAGUACUACGAGGCCGCGGACACCGUCAGCCAGUUCGACAGCGCGCGGCUCUGGCUGGGCAAGAACUACAAGAAGUACAUCCAGGCAGAGCCCCCCACCAACAAAUCCCUCUCCAGCCUGGUGGUGCAGCUGCUGCAGUUCCAGGAGGAGGUUUUCGGCAAACAUGUCAGCAACGCCCCGCUCACCAAGCUGCCGAUAAAAUGCUUUUUGGAUUUCAAAGCAGGAGGAUCCCUGUGCCACAUCCUUGCUGCAGCCUAUAAAUUCAAGAGCGACCAAGGAUGGCGGCGUUUCGAUUUCCAGAACCCUUCGCGGAUGGAUCGCAACGUGGAGAUGUUCAUGACCAUCGAGAAAUCCUUGGUGCAGAACAACUGCCUGGCCCGGCCUAACAUCUUCCUGCACCAGGAGAUCGAACCCAAGCUGCUGGGCAAGCUGAAGGACAUUAUCAAGCGGCACCAGGGGACGGUCACCGAGGAUCGGAACAACGCCUCCCAUGUCGUCUGCCCGGUCCUCAGCAACCUAGAGGAGGAAGAAUGGGUUCGACCUGUCAUGAAGAGAGACAAGCAGGUCCUUCUGCACUGGGGCUACUUCCCGGACAGCUACGACACCUGGAUCCCUGCGAGUGAAAUCGAAGCUUCUGUCGAGGACGCACCCACCCCAGAGAAACCCCGGAAGGUCCAUGCCAAGUGGAUCCUCGACAUGGACACCUUCAACGAGUGGAUGAACGAGGAAGACUACGAGGUGACCGACGAGAAGAGCCCCGUCUCCCGCAGGAAGAAAAUCUCUGCCAAAACGCUCACUGACGAAGUGAACAGCCCCGACUCGGACCGGCGCGACAAGAAGGGUGGGAACUACAAAAAGAGAAAGCGCUCACCCUCGCCGUCCCCAACCCCAGAGGCCAAGAAGAAGAACGCCAAGAAAGGCCCGUCGACCCCGUACACCAAGUCCAAGCGCGGGCACCGCGAGGAGGAGCAGGAGGACCUGACGAAGGACAUGGACGAGCCCUCCCCUGUCCCCAACGUGGAGGAGGUCACGCUGCCCAAAACAGUGAACACCAAGAAGGACUCAGAGUCUGCACCCGUGAAGGGGGGCACCAUGACCGACCUGGAUGAGCAGGAGGAUGAGAGCAUGGAAACCGCUGGCAAGGAUGAGGAGGAAAACAGUGCGGGGAACAAAGGGGAGCAGGCCAAGAACCCGGACCUGCACGAGGACAAUGUGACGGAGCAGACUCACCAUAUUAUCAUCCCCAGCUACGCCGCUUGGUUUGACUACAACAGCGUCCACGCCAUCGAGCGCAGAGCCCUGCCCGAGUUCUUCAACGGCAAGAACAAAUCCAAGACCCCCGAAAUAUACCUGGCUUAUCGCAACUUCAUGAUCGACACCUACCGGCUGAACCCCCAGGAGUACCUGACCUCCACCGCCUGCCGCCGGAACCUGGCCGGGGACGUCUGCGCCAUCAUGCGGGUCCACGCCUUCCUGGAGCAGUGGGGGUUGAUCAACUAUCAGGUGGACGCGGAGAGCCGGCCAACCCCUAUGGGACCUCCCCCUACAUCGCAUUUCCAUGUCCUGGCCGACACCCCCUCGGGGCUGGUGCCGCUGCAGCCCAAGACGCCCCAGGGUCGCCAGAGCGACAGCGACACAAAGGCCAGCCGCAAGAGCAAAGAAAUCGAGGACCUGGUCCCAGAGGUGGCGAAAGCGAAGCCCGAGCUGACCUCGGCCUCCCAGCAGAUGCUCAGCUUCCCCGACAAGGGCAAGGAGAAGCCGACGGACCUGCAGAACUUCGGCCUGCGCACGGACAUGUACACCAAAAAGAAUGUCCCUUCCAAGAGCAAAGCCGCCGCCAGCGCCACUCGGGAGUGGACAGAGCAGGAGACGCUGCUGCUGCUGGAGGCCCUGGAGAUGUACAAGGACGACUGGAACAAGGUGUCGGAGCACGUGGGCAGCCGCACCCAGGAUGAGUGUAUCCUCCACUUCCUGCGCCUGCCCAUCGAGGACCCUUACCUGGAGGACUCGGAGGCGUCACUCGGGCCCCUGGCCUACCAGCCCAUCCCCUUCAGCCAGUCGGGCAACCCCGUCAUGAGCACCGUGGCCUUCCUGGCAUCUGUCGUGGACCCCCGCGUGGCCUCCGCGGCGGCCAAGUCCGCUCUCGAGGAGUUCUCCAAGAUGAAGGAGGAGGUGCCCACGGCGCUGGUGGAAGCUCACGUCCGCAAGGUGGAGGAGGCAGCCAAGGUUACGGGCAAGGCCGACCCGGCCUUCGGGCUGGAGAGCAGCGGGAUCGCGGGGACCACGUCCGACGAGCCGGAGAGAAUAGGUGAGGGGGGCGAGCGAGGCUCCUUCCGCGCCUUGGCCCGUGAGGCGCCCGCCAUCUCGCCUCCGUCGGACGCUGCUCCGUGCGCAGCAAGUAGGAAGGGUAAUGAGCGAAGAGGGGAGGAGCCACAGGAGACCAGAGCUGGCCUGGCCUCCGGUCUGGAGCUCACCCUCAAUCGGCUGGCUCAGGAGGAGAGCGGCGCUGACGAGACGCGGGCUGACACUCAGCCGGUGGAAGAGAAGAAGGAGCUGAAGGAGCCCCGGGAAGGAGGCGUGGAGGAGGAAGCGAAGGAGAAGCUGGGCGAAGCACCCAAGAAAGAGGAGGAGAAAGGCAGGGAGGGGGACAGCGAGGAGUCGGAGAAGGGCGACGGUGACAGCAUGGCCGAGAAGGAGAAGGAGCCCAAGGACAGCCAGGAGGAGGUGCCCAAGGACCUGGCUGAGGCAGAAGGUGAGAGGAAGACCAAGGUGGAACGAGACAUCGGCGAAGGGAACCUGUCCACCGCGGCCGCUGCUGCCCUGGCUGCUGCCGCCGUGAAGGCCAAGCACCUGGCAGCUGUGGAGGAGCGCAAGAUCAAGUCCCUGGUGGCCCUGCUGGUGGAGACCCAGAUGAAGAAGCUGGAGAUCAAGCUGCGACACUUCGAGGAGCUGGAGACCAUCAUGGACCGGGAGCGCGAGGCACUGGAGUACCAGAGACAGCAGCUCCUGGCAGACCGACAGGCCUUCCACAUGGAGCAGCUCAAAUAUGCUGAGAUGCGUGCCAGGCAGCAGCACUUCCAGCAGAUGCACCAGCAGCAGCAGCAGCCGCCUCCGCCCCUCCCGCCCGGCUCCCAGCCGAUCCCGUCCUCCGGGGCUCCCUUAGCGCCAGCCGCCCACUCCAUGACCGUGGCCCAGGCCCCAGGGGCACCGAGUGCAGCCAGCCUGGUGCCCCAGCCCAGCCUAGCUCAAACGGAACAGAUCGGCCAGGCGGUGCCGGCCACGCCGGGGGCUCCACACACAGUACCGGCUCAGCAGGGACAGACCCCUGCCGGCCCUCACGCCCAGCCUCCAUUCCCUGGCCAGCAGCCCUCCUCUCAGAUGCUCCCUGGGACGGUUGGAGUGAGCUGUCACCCCGGCGUGCCCGGUAAUCUCCCAGCGGCUCCGCCUUUCGGAAUGCCUCCAUCCAUCCCAUUUAGCAUGGCUAGUAAUGUAGCAGACUCCAUCAGUAUUAACCUCCCUGCUAACACGCCCGCUCAUCCAAUGCAUGGUAACCUCCCGUGCGGCAUGCUGGCCGGGGGUGCCCUGGCCCCGCCUAACCUGCCCGUCACCGUGUCUAGCGCGAUGCACCCUAGCAUGCUGACGACCAACGGACCGCCGCUCGCCGCGCCCGCCUUGCCUCAUGUCUCGGGACUGGCCUCGGCAGCUGCCCAAAGUCCAGCCAUUGUGGCGGCCAUGCAGGGCAGUCUCCUUCCAAACGCCGCCCUGGCACCAGACCAGGGCCCCCCUCUGCAGACGGACCCCAUUGCACCCAGCACGGCCACCCCGGUCCCACCCACGCAGUGAGGCUGCUCCACCCACCGCCCGGAGCUGCCACUUGACAGGACAAAAACCUUCGCAACCCGUAAAACCUGCCUGGGAUUGUUUGGGAUGAGGGAGGGGGGUGGGGAUUUCAUUGGUUUCAAAAAACACUUUGAUCAUGGGGUUAAAAAGGGCUGUUCAGCCCUCAGUCCCGCUGUGUCUGUCUGUCCUGCCCCCUCACUGCCACCCCCGGGCUUUUUUUGUAUCCAAUCGUCCCGAGACUUUUAUUUAAAUGCGCUGAGAACCACCACUGACAGUGCUGAGGGGCCUGCUGGGGCAGAGGGGACGGCUAUUUAUAGAAGGCUCUGAAUUUACCUGGUUCCUGGGCAUUUAAAGCUCUGUGUCUUCUCUUUUUUUUUUUUUAAUAAUAAAAAUAAAAUAAAAAUUC